Messenger RNA from Microbotryum saponariae, 1374 nucleotides. Lineage: Eukaryota; Fungi; Basidiomycota; Microbotryomycetes; Microbotryales; Microbotryaceae. The record is from the annotation of a GenBank genome assembly.
AUGGAUCGUCUCGUCCCUCCCUCGACUCAGUUCUCUCAGCUCGAUCUCGAUCACGAUCACGAUCCAGACGUCGACAACUCUCGAGAGGAGGCCGAAACCAGAGCCAAGGCCGUUGUCGUCAAGCAAACGCCGUCGAGCGCGCUCUCGCGUGUUCCCCCCGAGCUCUUCUACCACAUCGCCUCGUGCUUGACGGAGGGGUUCCAACCCAAAGACAUCCGCUUGGUGUACCCGGACCUGCGUCAUGGCGCUCUCGUGUGCCGUUCGUGGCGCGCUGCUUUCCAACGUCGUUUGUGCCUCGUCGUGCUGCUGCCUCGUCGAGUCGGGCUUGACCGACCGUUACCCGGUCGAGCUGCUCACCAUCCUCCCCACCGGGCAUGCACGCUAUCGUGAAGUCGAUGCCGAGGGCGUCCUCGGUUGCGCGACCUGUCUCAAGGUGAUUCGAGCCGUUGCAAGCCACUUGAGAAUCUUGAGCAACAUGCCGUGCUAUCGCCCCUGGGACCAGAAGAUUGCGCAUCUGCUGAAAGGUAAGCACAGGACAUUUCAGCAUGUGGCAUUCAAUCUCCGUGUUGCUUCCCCUCGAUUUUGUUCCUGUCCAUUCCACUCAGAUCUUGAAGAAGUGCAUUUCGAUCCAGCGACAUCGGGAGAGGUAGGACGGGUCGUGCAAGGCCAGGUUACGUGGGCUCACCUCAAGACGUUCGCGCCGGUCAUACUGGACUCGGACAAGAUUCGCACCUUUGUCGACCACAUCGUCACCCCCGCACUGGAAAAAUAAUGCUUCCUGACCUUGCUCACGAAGUACUUGGGCCCGAUGCGCUCGACCGUUCCUGGCAGCGUCUUUUGGACGCGAGCGGCCCUCGACUCAAGCUGGUCGAAGUUUGGCACCGCACCUCUCGUGCUGAGGAUUACUACGACGCUGCGGCCGCGAUUCGCAAGUACACGCGCGAGAUCUUCCUUCGCCGUCAGCUCAACGUCGAGCUCGCCUUUGUUCGCGACAUCGGCCUCACUCGCCGCCUCCUCACCAUGACCCCCAAGUCGGGUACGACCCCUCUCCGUUCGAUUUCCUUGCUCGUCUCGAUCGCGAACACGCUUUCGGCCACCGAGUUCACUCGCGAAGUGACGGACGGAAUCAAAGGCACCGACUUUCCAGACCUACGCGAGCUCGAAAUCGUCGUCACGGCAUCCCUGUCCAACUACAAGGCCGGUCCCAUGUCGAUGUUCUCGGGCUUGGUGGUCCGUCGCCCCCCGCCGGAAGAAGCCGUGUCGAUGUCGUCGCUUCAAAAGUACAUCCAAGGGUCAAAGCUAUGGGAUGAGUUGAGGCGAUACUGCAAGACGAGGAGAAUCUCGCUUGACAUCCGAGGUCAGGUGAGAGAGUAG